AUGCCUGGACCGUGUUCACCGUACUUACCUGACUCUGACCUUAAGGCAGACUGGUCCGAGUCAGAGUCAAAGUCAGAGGCCGAGUCCAAGUCAGAGUCAGAGUCCAUUCCUGGACCGUGUUCACCUUACUUACCUGACUCGGACCCUAAGGCGGACUGGUCCGAAUCAGAGUCAGAGUCAGAGGCCGAGUCCAAGUCAGAGUCAGAGGCCGAGUCCGAGUCAGAGUCCAUGCCUGGACCGUGUUCACCUUACUUACCUGACUCGGACCCUAAGGCGGACUGGUCCGAGUCAGAGUCCAAGUCAGAGGCCGAGUCCAUUCCUGGACCGUGUUCACCUUACUUACCUGACUCGGACCCAAAGGCGGACUGGUCCGAGUCAGAGUCCAAGUCAGAGGCCGAGUCCGAGUCAGAGGCCGAGUCCGAGUUAGAGUCAGAGUCCAUUCCUGGACCGUGUUCACCUUACUUACCUGACUCGGACACCAAGGCACAUUGGUCCGAGUCAGAGUCAGAGUCAGAGGCUGAGUCCGAGUCCGAGUCAGAGUCAGAGUCAGAGUCCAUGCCUGGACUGUGUUCACCUGACUCGGACCCUAAGGCGGACUGGUCCGAGUCAGAGUCCAAGUCAGAGGCCGAGUCCGAGUCAGAGGCCGAGUCCGAGUUAGAGUCAGAGUCCAUUCCUGGACCGUGUUCACCUUACUUACCUGACUCGGACACCAAGGCACAUUGGUCCGAGUCAGAGUCAGAGUCAGAGGCUGAGUCCGAGUCCGAGUCAGAGUCAAAGUCAGAGGCCGAGUCCGAGUUAGAGUCCAUGCCUGGACCGUGUUCACCUUACUUACCUGACUCGGACCCUAAGGCGGACUGGUCCGAAUCAGAGUCAGAGUCAGAGGCCGAGUCCAAGUCAGAGUGA
Molecule: messenger RNA, 903 nt
Organism: Folsomia candida
Lineage: Eukaryota; Metazoa; Arthropoda; Collembola; Entomobryomorpha; Isotomidae
Product: dentin matrix acidic phosphoprotein 1
Exons: 1
Coding region: 1-903 (300 amino acids)
Source: RefSeq, a predicted model, not a curated record